Messenger RNA from Staurois parvus, 350 nucleotides. Lineage: Eukaryota; Metazoa; Chordata; Amphibia; Anura; Ranidae. The record is from the annotation of a GenBank genome assembly.
AUGGAAGAUGCUAAUUGCAGAGUGUCUUCUAAAAAAGAUGCUGCUAUAGGCUUAAAGCCAACUACCUAUAAAAGCAUUGUUCUUGGGCACAAAGCUGUACAAAAAACAAGGGCUCAUGUAAAUGAAGUCACAGGUUUAUGGCCAUACAAACUGUGGCAUUUCUGCCACUAUUACAAAAUGUUAUGCACCUGUUAUCUCAUGUAAAUGCUUGUGUCUGAACAUGCAUGGAUAUAUUUUUUUGAGCAUGAGCUAGGCAUGUGGGAAAAUGUUGAUGUAUAAUUGUGAGCAUCACUGUGUACAGGUAUGCAGCAUAUUUUGUGAUUAGUUCUGUGAAUGGAGUUAUGCAAUAG